AUGUCGCCUCCUCGAAGUCUGCGCCGUCGAGUUCCCACCUUCCUGCCACCGACCGACGGGCCAAUCGACCGUCACUUUGACCGGUCCCCGUGCUACGUGCUACCGAUCGGUCGUCUUUUGAUUUAUGGCGGCCGAGCUGAGGGACUAGCACCAAGUCACGUGACUUUUUCUCUGUCAUUUUUGGUCCGAACACGUGACACGGUUCGCUUGGCUCACGGUUGGUCCCUGUCCGGCGGGACAACAACCAAAAACCAUGACAUGAAGAAGGCAGUAACGACGAAAGCGACUUUAAGCUUGUUCACCUCACAAUAUGUUCCAAAUGCUGCUUGCGUUUUACACACGAACCCACAGCUUGUCGCGAAGUAUAACGAUCACAGCGAUGACCGCUUAUUCCUUCCAUCCACCACCGCUGCCGCUGCCGCUGAUGCAGCCUUUGACACUUGCGUUCGAUGCGUGCGAUUGACAGCAGAGGCGUUGACCACCGCCUCCCGGCUUUCUGCGCAGGCUGCUGAAACGAUCGAGCUGCUAACCGCCCGCCCGUGCGCCCGCCCGCCCGCCCGUCCGUCCGUCCGUCAUCUACCUACCGACCGACCAUGCGCUGUUGUUGCGUUAAUCAGCUCGUUCCUUCUGCCGCUGCUUAUCGUCGUGAGUCCUAUCGGUGAGCGGCUACGCAGGGCUCAUAUCCAUCGAGACAAUCGACUGUUCAACGGGGAAGUUAUGUUAACCAUGGUCCGCUGCGCCGGAUGCGACCAGCCCAUUUACGACCGCUACCUAUCGCAUGUGAUGGACAAAACCUGGCAUGCUUCAUGUCUCAUUUGCUGGGUCUGCAAGUCACCGUUGAACGACAAGUGUUACACGAGGGAUGGCAACAUCUACUGCAAGAGCGAUUUCUACAAGUAA
Messenger RNA from Soboliphyme baturini, 900 nucleotides. Lineage: Eukaryota; Metazoa; Nematoda; Enoplea; Dioctophymatida; Soboliphymatidae. The record is from the annotation of a GenBank genome assembly.